Agelaius phoeniceus (red-winged blackbird) is the source of this 2061-nucleotide messenger RNA. RefSeq names its product SMAD family member 5 (gene SMAD5). Gene Ontology annotation, cellular component: heteromeric SMAD protein complex. The record is from RefSeq and is a predicted model, not a curated record. NCBI's taxonomy places the organism in Eukaryota, Metazoa, Chordata, Aves, Passeriformes, Icteridae. Gene Ontology annotation, biological process: transforming growth factor beta receptor signaling pathway; BMP signaling pathway; anatomical structure morphogenesis. Gene Ontology annotation, molecular function: I-SMAD binding; DNA-binding transcription factor activity, RNA polymerase II-specific; RNA polymerase II cis-regulatory region sequence-specific DNA binding.
AAAGUUUCGCUGCAGCAGCAGCGGCGGCCGCGGCCCAGCCGGCACCUCACGGACACCCGCCCCGGGGAGGCCGCCUGCUCCGCGCCGGAACUAAAUUGGAGGAAUCCAUCAUCAUUUUUGAUGCGAAGGCUUCAUCACUGACAUCUCUAUGUUCAUUUGUCACCCUCCAGGAAAUAAUACGGCUCAUCAGCUGCAAUAAGUGCUUUGGGUGUACACUGACAUUUAUUUGGAAAAAAGCAAAUUAAUUAACAAAAAAACCCAACAGACAAAACCCGACAAACUUUUUGAAGACUUGUGUCAAAUGACGUCAAUGGCCAGUUUGUUCUCCUUUACUAGCCCAGCUGUAAAGCGUCUGUUGGGCUGGAAACAAGGAGAUGAAGAGGAAAAAUGGGCAGAAAAAGCUGUUGAUGCUUUGGUAAAAAAGCUGAAAAAGAAAAAGGGUGCUAUGGAAGAACUGGAGAAAGCCUUGAGCAGCCCAGGGCAGCCCAGCAAGUGCGUUACUAUCCCCCGCUCCUUGGACGGACGGCUGCAGGUUUCUCACAGGAAGGGCCUUCCCCACGUCAUCUACUGCCGUGUGUGGCGCUGGCCCGAUCUGCAGAGCCACCACGAGCUGAAGCCCUUGGAUAUUUGUGAAUUUCCUUUUGGAUCCAAACAAAAGGAAGUCUGCAUUAAUCCAUACCACUACAAGAGGGUGGAGAGCCCAGUUCUACCUCCAGUGUUAGUGCCUAGACAUAGUGAAUUCAACCCCCAGCACAGCCUGCUAGUUCAGUUCAGGAACCUGAGCCACAACGAGCCGCACAUGCCUCACAACGCGACGUUUCCGGACUCCUUCCAGCAGCCCAACAGCACUCCAUUCUCCAUCUCACCAAACAGCCCCUACCCCCCUUCUCCAGCCAGCAGCACUUACCCAAGCUCCCCAGCCAGCUCUGGGCCAUCCAGUCCCUUUCAGCUGCCAGCUGAUACUCCACCUCCUGCAUAUAUGCCCCCUGAUGAACAAAUGGGGCAGGAUAAUUCACAGUCUAUGGACACAAGCAAUACAAUGAUCCCUCAGAUCAUGCCAAAUAUUUCUACCAGAGAUGUUCAGCCUGUUGCCUAUGAAGAACCCAAACACUGGUGUUCCAUUGUGUAUUAUGAGUUAAAUAACCGUGUUGGGGAGGCUUUCCAUGCAUCUUCCACAAGUGUCUUAGUAGAUGGCUUCACAGACCCCUCCAAUAACAAGAACAGGUUCUGCCUAGGCUUGCUCUCCAACGUGAAUCGCAACUCAACGAUCGAGAACACUCGGCGGCACAUUGGCAAAGGAGUUCAUCUCUACUAUGUUGGUGGAGAAGUCUAUGCUGAGUGUUUAAGUGAUAGCAGCAUAUUUGUACAGAGCAGGAACUGCAACUACCACCAUGGCUUUCAUCCAACAACUGUAUGCAAGAUUCCCAGUGGAUGCAGCCUGAAGAUUUUUAACAAUCAGGAGUUUGCUCAGCUUUUAGCUCAGUCUGUCAAUCAUGGAUUUGAAGCAGUAUAUGAGCUCACCAAAAUGUGCACCAUUCGAAUGAGUUUUGUAAAGGGCUGGGGAGCUGAAUAUCACCGGCAGGAUGUCACGAGCACCCCGUGCUGGAUAGAAAUUCAUCUUCAUGGGCCCCUCCAGUGGCUGGAUAAAGUACUUACACAAAUGGGUUCUCCUCUUAAUCCCAUCUCAUCUGUUUCAUAGUGCUGCAAUUCCACCUUCAGCCUUAUUUUUAGUGAACUUAUUCUAAUUCUAGAGAAACUUCCAGUGGAUACUGUGAGCUAUAUGGAGAAUGGAUCUUAUGAUUUAACUGUUUUUUUUUAGAUCCCUUUGUGACCAAUUCCAUUGUGUAUAGCUAAUCAGUUUUACAUUUCAAAUUGUUCUUGUGAUGCUUAAGUGACAGUUGAGCCCUAAGGGAAAAAAUAGUCUAUUGAAAAAUUCAGAACACUUUUCCCCUUCUUCCCCUUAAAACUUAAACAGACAAAUGUCUUAACUGGAAAACCUUUUUGUCCUGUAGGGACAAGAAUUAAUGAAGACUGACUUCAGAAAAUAAAUACAUAUCAUAA